CGAAUAAAUAGAAUUGUGUAAACCUAUAAAAUAUAAACAGCAAAUACAAAUCGCGGUCAAGUUAAAGGUAUAACAUUAUAUAUCGAGCCAGCGUGGUUUAAGAACGGAAAAAUAAAACGGGAUUAAUAUUGCGAAAAAUAUAAACAACGAUUUAAAAGAAAUUUGAUCAGAUGAGAUGGAGAAGGCCAAUGACGAGGACGCUGAUUACGUCUGCAGUCUGGAUGAAGACACAAUCAAUCGUAUAAAAGUAGAGCUCAACGAAAACCCAUCAGAUAGACUUGCUUCAGUUAAAGCUUUCCGGAAAUGGAUCUUGGAACAAAGCUCAUGGCUCAAAUCACCAACAGGUACAAAGUUUCUGCUGGCAUUUUUGCGUAUCAGUAAAUUCAGCCAGCUGGUUGCUAGAGAGAGGCUGGUCAACUUCUUGGCUUCUUUUAAUGAUUCUGUCAGCUAUCUCAAUGGUUAUGAUCCAGGGGAUCCCAAAUUUUUACAAAUACUCAGAGAUAGUCGUGUGUUUACACCAUUACCUCAAAGAGAUUCGGAUGAUAGAACGAUAAUACUGGGAAAUUACGAUAAUUUUGACCCCACCGGUGCCUCCUACGAUUACCCCGACUUUCAGCGGUCAGUGUUAGCAAUAUGCCAUUCACUAGUGUUUUGUGAUGAACAAUUCCAAGCUCAUGGCGUGAACUUUUUAAUGGAUUAUAAGUCAGUGACCAUGAAACAUGUCCGAUUUGGAGGCUCCGAAAACAUGAGAAAUAGAGCACAGCAUUUCCAGAAAGCACUACCAGUUUCGAUAAAGCAGUUUCAUCAUUAUAAUACAGGGCCAAUAUUUAAUAUACUGUUACACAUUUUAAAGCCAGCCUUGCCAGAGAAAAUGAGAAUAAGGGUCUUUAUGCACGGUAGCAGCAUGGUAUCUGUAUACAGGAGUAUUGACAUGUCCUUAUUGCCUAGGGAAUAUUUACCUGACGAUUAUGAAGGAAAAUGUGCGGGAACCCUCGAAGAAAUUACAGAAGAAAAUAUACAGAAAUUAAUAUUAGAACCCAGCCGACGUGCGUUUAUUAAGGACCUUUGGAGCGGAAAAUAUCAUGCGGAUCUUUCAAUGAAACCAGACACAACACAAAAAACUCGGAACGAUGGAGUAUACGGGUCAUUUCGGAAAAUAGAAACUUGACCAGACCCGUAUUUGUUUUGUUUUGAAUUGACUUAUGCUCAGUAAGAACUUGUAUCAGAUCCAGAAUGUGUAUAAACAAAUUUAGGUUGUUCUUUUUUACACAUGCAGGUCGCAUUUCAGUGUGGAAAGUAUAUUGUUAUACAAUAUAAAUUGCUGAAUGUUGGCAUACGUAUAUUGUUCGUAUGAUUAUCAUUUCAUAUACAUUUUUACAAGUUUUGUUAUAUCAUUACAUGUGUCGGACGUUCAAUUGACGUGAAAAUAAUUUUCAUUUACAAUGUUGUUUUGAACUGUUCAACACGAUGGGAAUCAAAAGUGAGGGAUUAUGCACAGUUAAACGGCUUAGGCCCAGUAGUAUAUUUGCCACUGACCAUUCCGAUUAAGGUAAUAGAACCGUAUUGGCUGUCAGAAAUUUCCGAUCUUUUACGUAUUAUCCGUGUGCGGGAUUUUCCACUUGGUAUGAAACACAAGUUUCAGUUAUGGCCGAAGCAUUAGCAUUAGCAUUACUAACUUUGGCAUUAAAUUAGCAUUAUUUUUAAUGCUAAAAUUGUGUCAUUAAUCAUUAUUUGGCAUUAUUUGAAAAAAAUAAUGCAUUACUAAUGCAUUAUGAUUAGCAUUACUACAACCCUGCUCCCUACACACUUGACCCUAUGACAAAGGUACAUAUAUUGUGAAUAGAAUUCAUGGAAUGAAAAUGUACCCGUGCUCACAUUAUAUCUAUUUUACUUUUUGUUGUCUAACACAUUUGUAUGUUUUAUAUGAGAGAUUAACUCCAUAACUCGAUAUUAUAAUAUAUGUAUUUAUUUGUUUUUACACUCUUAAAUAAAAUGUACUUUCUG
Messenger RNA from Mercenaria mercenaria, 2004 nucleotides. Its product is annotated as alpha-tocopherol transfer protein-like. Gene Ontology annotation, molecular function: phosphatidylinositol bisphosphate binding. The coding region runs from base 176 to 1168 and encodes 330 amino acids. Lineage: Eukaryota; Metazoa; Mollusca; Bivalvia; Venerida; Veneridae. Gene Ontology annotation, cellular component: membrane. The transcript is spliced from 8 exons. The record is from RefSeq and is a predicted model, not a curated record.